AUGCGAGCUCCCGUAGCGACCCUCCCCCUCGUGGUCGAGGCCAAGGAGAGCGUAAUUGGAACACGUGGCGCCGUGACGGUGACGGGCAUUGUUUCUACUGUCGCGAACCCGGACAUGGGAUCGCGGAUUGCCCCCAGCGUGGCCACGGCGCCAAUAGGCCCACUAAGAUUGUGUAAAGAUCUAU
Closterium sp. NIES-65 is the source of this 184-nucleotide messenger RNA. Lineage: Eukaryota; Viridiplantae; Streptophyta; Zygnematophyceae; Desmidiales; Closteriaceae. The record is from the annotation of a GenBank genome assembly.